Catharus ustulatus (Swainson's thrush) is the source of this 2709-nucleotide messenger RNA. RefSeq names its product ring finger protein 166 (gene RNF166). Gene Ontology annotation, molecular function: ubiquitin protein ligase activity. The transcript is spliced from 6 exons. The coding region runs from base 6 to 737 and encodes 243 amino acids. The record is from RefSeq and is a predicted model, not a curated record. Gene Ontology annotation, biological process: protein polyubiquitination; ubiquitin-dependent protein catabolic process. Lineage: Eukaryota; Metazoa; Chordata; Aves; Passeriformes; Turdidae.
CCGCCAUGUUCCGGAGCCUGCUGGUGGCGGCGGCGCAGCGACCGCAGGGCCCGGCCGGGCCCCCCCGCGCCGCCCCCGGGCCCGGGGCCGCGGCCGAGGCGCUGGAGGCGCAGUUCAGCUGCCCCAUCUGCCUCGAGGUUUUCCACCGCGCCGUCGGCAUCGCGGGCUGCGGGCACACGUUUUGUGGGGAAUGCCUGCAGCCCUGCCUGCAGGUGCCCUCCCCGCUGUGCCCGCUCUGCCGCGUGCCCUUCGAUCCCAAAAAGGUGGAGAAGGCUUCCAGCGUGGAGAAGCAGCUCUCAUCCUACAAGGCUCCCUGCAGGGGCUGCAGCAAGAAGGUGACCCUGGCCAAAAUGCGCUCUCACGUCUCGUCCUGUGCCAAGGUGCAGGAGCAGAUGGCCAACUGCCCCAAGUUUGUUCCAGUUGUCCCCACAUCCCAGCCUAUUCCCAGCAACAUUCCCAACCGCUCCACGUUUGUAUGUCCGUACUGUGGGGCCCGGAACCUGGACCAGCAGGAGCUGGUGAAGCACUGCAUGGAAAACCACAGGAAUGACCCCAACAAAGUGGUGUGCCCAGUGUGCUCUGCCAUGCCCUGGGGGGACCCCAGCUACAAAAGUGCCAACUUCCUGCAGCACCUGCUCCACAGGCACAAGUUUUCCUACGACACCUUCGUGGAUUACAACAUCGACGAGGAGGCGGCGUUGCAGGCAGCCCUGGCUCUGUCCCUCUCUGAGAACUGAGGCUGAUCCCUCUCCCUGCCCCACUCUGGGAUCCCUCCCACUGCUGCUCUGUUCCCGCUGCAAAUCCCACCUCGUUGGAGAAGGUGGAGCCUCUUCAGUUGUCACAGUGAGUGAGCAGAGACCUCUGGAGAGAGAGCUGGCGCCGCAGGGCUGGGAUCAAUCCUUGGAUAGGCGUUUAAUAUCCGUGUUGAGAGCAUAUCCCUGUGUCCAGAUCUAUGUGUUAUUAGCUGCUUUUGGCACACUCAUCCCUGCUCUCUGUUCCAACAGAAUAGGUACCUGAAACUGAUAGAUUGGAUGCCAAAAACACCCUAAUUUGGGACUGGAAUCAGCCACAUCCUUUUAAAAAGGAGGAAGGUGGCACGGAGCAUCUUUUUUUAAACAAGGAUUUUUUUUCUAGAGAUGUCAGGCUGUCCUGACCCCCAUGCUGGAGGCUGGAGCUGCCUCCAUCACCUGAAUCCCAGGAUGAGACUGAACAGUGGUUCAGAGGAGCCCUCGAGGAUGGCAUCCAGCAUCCAGGGAAACCCUCCCCUUCCUCGUUUUGUACCGGCUCUUGGGAUACCAAAUCCUUGCCUUUUUCUACACGAAGCGGCGCGAGGCCUUUUCCACGUUUUCUAGAGCGGGGUCAGAAGCUGUUCCCCUUCACACUGCAAUAUCUGCCACCAUGGACAGGAGUAUUUUUAUGGAACAUUGUUAAGAAAGUUUUAUUUUUUACACAAAUAACCCAAGCAAACUUACACGUGGAUUGGGAGUAGGGCAGGAGGCAGGAGCUGGAUCCCGGAGCGGCGCGUCGGACUCUGAGGUGAGAGGAAGUGCUGGGAUCUUUCUGGGACAUCCCUGGAUAUUUCUGGGCCUUUCCUGGAUAUUUCUGGACCUUUCCCUUCCCUCACCAGAAUUCCUCUGCCUGUGAGGGAGCAGGCAGGAUGGUUGUGCCACGCUGGCACUGGGCAGGAGCAGCUGGGUUGGAUCUGUCCAUGGAAUGAGUGUCCAUGCAGAAUCCCAGCCCCAGCACCGAGCUCCUUAUCUCCCCAGAAAUAAGGGAUUGCUUCUCCCUGGCCUAAUCCCUCCCUGGGAAUGGGGCACUGUUGAUCCAAGGUGCUCCACAGCAUCUGAUGACCCAUUCCCCCUGCCUGUUCCCCUCAGCCCUGCCUGCUGCUGCUGGAGUUGGCUCUGGAGCACUGGGAGAGGCUGGGAGGGAGAUGGGAGAUGAGGCCAAGGCGAUUCCUGAGAGCCUUCCUGCAGGAUGUGCAGGGAAAGAGGGGUGGGAGAGGCUCCCUCUGCAUCUCCCUGCUUGGGUAAUUUCCCAGCUUUAUCCAAAACCUGGCUCCAGCUGUGCUCUAGCAAUACUGGCUUGGGUUUUAUUUUGAUUUUCGUAGUACUGGAUGAUUUUGGGAUCUGCAGCCCUGCGAGGAGCAUGCAGGGAGCCCUCAGCUCCCCAGGCAGGGCAGGGAAAGGGCUGGAGCUGCUCUGCUCCCCUUUCUGGGGCCAGGCCAGUGAGGAGGGAUGGGAUCUUCUCAUACCUGCCCAGCAUUGCUGGCACCUGGAGGGUGUUCCUGGUGGGAUGGAGAGCCCCUGGCAUCUUCCAGGAGGGACCCAGGAGCGUUUCCCUGUGCUGUGCUCAGCUGGGACCCUCAGCUCCUGGAGCAGCCUCUGAGAGCUCCCUGCUGUGAGGCCAGCACUGUUAACCUCGGGCUCCUUCCCUCUCCUCCUUCUCCUUCUUUUUGCCCCACAGAGACAGAGCAGGGGCAGCAAGAGCUGCUUUUGUAAAGCACUUUAAGGCCCUGGGUGUGAGGGGCCAUGCCAGGCCGUGCCAGGGAUUUCUCCGUGAUCCCGCCGGCCAUGCCUGCCAGUGCGUCACCCACCACUUUUUUGCAUAAUUAGAACUUUUAACGAGCCGUCCUGUUUUUUGAAGAAGAAUUAAUUCAAUGACGUAUUUGUAGCAAACCAUUUUUCUCAAUAAAGGCAGUUUCAUCCA